Caenorhabditis angaria is the source of this 2575-nucleotide messenger RNA. Lineage: Eukaryota; Metazoa; Nematoda; Chromadorea; Rhabditida; Rhabditidae. The record is from the annotation of a GenBank genome assembly.
AUGUGUAGUUUAUCUAAGGGAAAAAUAGCGACGGUGAUAAAAUCGACAUCAAAGAAUAUUUUCGAGAAUCUGGCGUUUGAGGAAUACCUAUUUAGGGUGAGUAUAUAUUUGAAAGAAAAUUGAAAAAUGUGGUUUUUAGACUCACAACGUUGAAAAGAGUGGAGAAUUAUUGUUAAUAUGGUCGAAUCAACCUUGUGUGGUAAUAGGAAGACAUCAGAAUCUUUGGCUGGAAGUAAAUCAAAAAUUCACACGGAAAAAUAAUAUAGAAAUAGCUAGAAGACACAGUGGAGGUGGAGCAGUUUAUCAUGAUUUAGGAAACCUAAAUAUCUCCUUAUUAACAACACAUGCGCAACAUUGCCGCCCGAAAAAUCUGAAAUUCAUAUCCGAAUCCAUAAAUAAUCGAUAUCGCGCGCUGAAAAUCGAACCAAAUUCGAGAGAUGAUAUGGAACUUUUGCCAGGAAAUCGGAAAUGUUCUGGAACUGCGGCUAGAAUUGCAAAAGGUCAAGCCUAUCAUCAUCUGACACUUUUAGUCGACGCAAAUUUGGAGAAUUUAAAAAACGCGUUGAAAAGUGAUUUGGCGGAAAGAAUUGAGACAAAUGCGACUAGAAGUGUGAGAGCAAAAAAGGUUGGAUUUUUGAGAGAGGAUGAUGUGAAUUGUGAAGUUGAAGAGGUGAAGGAAACUAUUAUUGAGGCAUAUAAGUAAGUUUUUUGAAGAGAGUCACACCUGACGAGAGAGUGUCCCAAAUUUUUUGUGCAGUGUGAAAAUUUUUUUCAAAAAAAAAUGUGCAGCGUGAAAUUUUCAAGUUUUUCGAAAAAAAAAAAGUCCGCGGGCAGGAGGAUUCGAACCCUGGUCUCAUGCUCGUCAGUCUAAAAUGCUAUCCUCUUGGCCACAUCUCUUUUUUCUCCCGAGGGGAAAGUGUUGGUGGAAAGGAAACUGUUUUCAAACGAAUGCGUUGCAACGUUGCUCAAAAUUUGAAGUUAGGAUAACUAAGCUUAGGCUUAACGGAUAUAGUUGAUUUUUUUCCAAUAGAUUGCUAAGGUCAUAGGCAGUGUGGAACACCAUGAGUGCAGUGUGGAAAUGCCCUAUUUCGCUGUUAUUUUGAAGUGUCCAUUUUGAUGGUAAAUAUGGACAUUACAAAGAAUCGGACGGCAUUUUUUUUCGAGCACAUAUCAAGGGUUGGUAUAUUCAGAAAGUUGGUGUAUUUUUAAGCGUAGUUUUUGAAUUUACCCAUGUGCAGUGUGGAAUUUGAAGUUUUUUCAUAGAAAGUCAAUUUUUUUGAAAUUUCAGUGACACUAUGGUUUGCUAAGCAGUCACGUAAAUUCCACACUGCACAUUAUGUUACCACACUAAAACAAAGUCUGCUGAGUUGAUUUUCACCGAGAAACUUCGAAAUAUUCGCAAUCUGAAGUUGAUUUUGAAGUUGGGAAAAAAUAAAAAAAGUUAGCUCGAAUGAAGAUUCGAACCUGGGCCUUCUGAACACUAGCAAAAUGGCCUACCACUGAACUAAAUGUGCAUUUAUUUCCCCAAGUUAAAUGUUGAUGAAAAAAGGAAACAAAGUUUUUUUUCGAAAAAAAUGCAGUGUGACUUUUGAAAAAAAUGCACAGUGUCCAUUUUGGACACGUCUCGUCAGGUGUGAAGAGAGUGGGAAUUUUUGAAAAAUAUUGCGAAAAAAAACAUUUCUGCAUGAAAAAUUAUUAUCUCCACAGGCAAUCCGCAAAGGAUCAUUUAAGGACGCUUUAAGGAUCCUUCCAAAAUUGUACAAAAGGGGGCUUUAAGUACAUCAAAAAGGACGAAUUAAGGACGGUUUAAGGAUGGAUGAAAAAUGGACCUUUUAUUAAAUUUUGAAAAAUUUUGGUGAUAAAUCUGUUAAACAGAUGAUAAACAAAAAUAGAAGUCCGAAACUUCAAUUAAAUAUAGACUUCUGCGAAAUAAAGCUGAAUUGCCUUUUUUGCAGAGAAAAUUUAUUUAUAUAAUCUGCAUGACGGACACAUGGCGAGCUGCGCGCACUGUUAUUUUUUGUGUAGGGGGCGGAGCUUGCCUUCCUUAAAGGAUCGUUUGAAGCACCCUUAAAGGAUACUUUUUUAAGGUUACAUUUUUGUUGGAAUUUUGUAUUGUUUCAUGAUUAUAACACAUAAUUUCGGUUUUUUGAGUGUGUGACAUCAAUUUAUUAUCACUACGAGCAUGAAAUGAGCCCGUUUUGGCCCACCCUUUUUCCGGCCUUUAAAAUUUAAGGAUGAAAAAAGGACGCUUAAAGGAUGAACGGUCCUUUAAGCGUCCUUAAAGGAUCCUUUGCGGAUUGCCUGUGUCUUUUUAUGCCAAAAUUAAAUGAUUGUAUUUUUUGUGUAAAAAAUUCAAUCCUCAAAAUUUUCUAGAAAUCUCUUCACCUCCACCUCAACAAUCACCGAAAAUCCCGCCGAACUGAUCAAAUCCACUCCAGAAAUCGCAAAAAUUCUGGAAGACCUAAAGUCGUGGCAAUGGAUUUACGGAAAAUCGCCGAAAUUCGUCUACGAUACAAAAAUUCAUGUGAAAAACGGGAUUUGCGAGGAAACAGGACAGAGAUUUGAGGAAUUCUAA